AAAACCGAAGAGACCGGGCGACCAUAUUUGAAGUUGGCAAACGACAUUAAAAAAGAUAGUCACGACAAUAACAGAGCUCCAGACAUCGAUCCUACAAUUUUGGCGAACAAUUCUCCACGAAAUUCUUUCGUUUCUACCUCAAGAGCCUCGAUGGUUACCGCAAGAAAUUCUCAACCCACUGACAGCGGUGAUAACGAUGAUAUAUGGGAUGACUCCGCCUUCAUUGUACGUAUCAUGAACCUGGCGGAUACAAUUGGAAGUGAGCCAGUGGUGGAUCCAAUAGCUCGUACUUCGGAUUCGACGAAUGUUAAACAGAAUGUUAGGAAAGUUUAUGAACACCAAAAAACCGAUUCCGGAUUUGCACAAAUUCCCGAGGAAUGUCACGUGAUACAAACACCGAUACCCGAAACCCCAGCACAAGAAUAUGCUCGAAUUAUGCGCCAUCCCUUAGAUUCGCCAUCAUCACAGUCAACAGUCAAUCAAGUCAAUGAAACGUACCCUUCUUCCGCGGAAGAAUAUACAGAGAAAUCGGAGGGUGACUCGAUCAAUCGAACACUUCGACAUAAGAAGAGUAAUCUUAGCAGACGUAGCUCAAUUCACUUUCGAAAGUCGAUGGAUGGAGAUGACAGAAGUAUACUAUCAAAAAUGUCAAAAAUCUCUCAAGUCGAAGGAAUUAUCGAGGUCCCAGAGGAAGAAGUUGACAUUGGGGAUAAUGGAAGAAAAUUCUUCCCAGGGAAAAAGAAAAGGGCUUCUACUAAUGAUUCGAUAAGGAGUAAAUCGAACAAUGGAAUUUUGCGUAGACUUUUUAAAUCUAAAAUUGGAAAUUUAAAUAAAACCAUGAAUGAAGAGGAUGGUGUCGACGCGGAUAAUCAAUUGAAGAGGAAUGAUGCUAGUAGUAAUAAUAAUUCAACUUCAUCGAACAAUGAUAAUAAUGGUCCUGAGAAUUCCGAUAACGUGACAGAAGAGAAGGGAGUGACGCUACUAAAAAAAAGAUAUAAUCACGGUAUCAAGGGUAGAACAAGUGGUGUUCGAGAAUUCGGUGAUGAUUGUAACUAUUAUACUUCCGCGAACAGUGAGACUGGGUCAAGUAGGGCCAGUAGGACAACGAGUGAAUGCGAUGAUGAUACAGGUCAUUCGAAUUUUUACCUCGCAAUGCCAAAUGGUCAAUGGAUGGUAAGGACCAGGACCGCGUCAAGAAAAAUCAUCGUCAUGUCCACUGGCGGCGAACCUCUCGAUGGGUCUUCAGUGCCAAUGGAAACCGACAACCUGAAUUCUAGUGAUAUCGGUGAACCAACAGAUCAGGACCUCUUAACCGCGCCAGAAGUAAUGGUGGACGACAUCUUGGACUUUAAGAUGGAAAAGGGCGAGGUGAAAGAUCCCACAAGUGUAACAUUCACUAUAAAUGGCGAAGAUCAUACUUUGGGAAAUGCCUUGCGUUAUACGAUUAUGCUAAAUCCCGAGGUUGAGUAUUGCGGUUAUUCAAUCCCACAUCCUUCAGAAGACAAGCUCAAUAUACGCGUUCAGACCACAGAGAAUACAACCGCGAUCGAAGCUUUGCGAAAAGGUCUUGAGGACUUGAAAAUGAUAUGUGAUCACAUUAAAGAAACAUUCAUUGAAGCAAAUUUAAAAUUUGAUAAUCGUAUGAUUUCUACUAGUAGUAGUGGUGGUGGGUAA
Messenger RNA from Acaulospora morrowiae, 1674 nucleotides. The record is from the annotation of a GenBank genome assembly. NCBI's taxonomy places the organism in Eukaryota, Fungi, Glomeromycota, Glomeromycetes, Diversisporales, Acaulosporaceae.